Fibroporia radiculosa is the source of this 474-nucleotide messenger RNA. RefSeq lists its product as uncharacterized. Bases 1 to 474 code for a protein of 157 amino acids. The record is from RefSeq and is a predicted model, not a curated record. NCBI's taxonomy places the organism in Eukaryota, Fungi, Basidiomycota, Agaricomycetes, Polyporales, Fibroporiaceae. The transcript has 7 exons.
AUGGCCAGUGUCCUGCCCCAGAAAAACGAAGAGUACGGCACGAAACAAUACUGGGACCAGAGGUACAGCCAGGAGCCGCCUGAUGCUUCCUUCGACUGGUUCAAGUCCUACGAGGACGUAGCUGACAUUUUGCGGGAGCUCAUCCCGGACAGGGAUGCGAGGAUCGUGAUGCUGGGGUGCGGCAAUUCGAAGCUGUCAGAGGAGAUGUACGACGACGGUUAUAGGCAUGUUGUCAAUACCGAUUAUUCUGGCGUUCUCAUCAACAAUAUGCGCCGCCUACACGAACACACUCGACCGGAGAUGGAGUGGCACGAGAUGGACAUCCGGAGUCUGACCUUCGACGCAGACACGUUCGAUGUUGCGAUCGAUAAAGGCACUAUGGAUGCCAUGAUGACGGCUAAUGGUGACGUCUGGGACCCCCCAUCUAACAUUAUCGAAAAUUGCAACCGCGAGGUGGACGAGGUCAUACGGUAG